Oncorhynchus masou masou (cherry salmon) is the source of this 726-nucleotide messenger RNA. Its product is annotated as transcription factor 4. Lineage: Eukaryota; Metazoa; Chordata; Actinopteri; Salmoniformes; Salmonidae. Gene Ontology annotation, molecular function: protein dimerization activity; DNA-binding transcription factor activity, RNA polymerase II-specific; RNA polymerase II cis-regulatory region sequence-specific DNA binding. The record is from RefSeq and is a predicted model, not a curated record. Gene Ontology annotation, cellular component: transcription regulator complex; chromatin. The transcript is spliced from 2 exons. The coding region runs from base 387 to 698 and encodes 103 amino acids. Gene Ontology annotation, biological process: regulation of transcription by RNA polymerase II.
UAUCCUGCAGUACUACAGUCGUUAUCCUGAAGUACUGCAGUUGGUAUCCUGCAGUACCACAGUUGUUAUCCUGAUGUACUACAUUGAACGAUUGAAAAUAGAAAAUGAAUUGUUUUCAGGUUACAUCACCAUCUGCAUAUAUAUCUAUACAGUAUAGUAUACAGUAUGGUCAGCUGUACAGGUAAAUGGAUAGGCAUCACAACUCCUAUAAACAGAGAUUCAGUCUGAACCUUGCUUCAUCCACUGUGCUGGCAUUUCAAAAUGGUUCAGCGUGGGUAAGCGUUGGUUUUCGCUGGUGCUGAUCAGUCCCCUAUCGGUCCCACAGCAACGCGGACGACGAGGACUUGUCACCGGAGCAGAAGAUCGAACGUGAGAAGGAACGCAGGAUGGCCAACAACGCCCGGGAACGGCUGCGUGUCCGAGACAUCAACGAGGCUUUCAAGGAGCUGGGGCGCAUGGUGCAGCUGCACCUGAAGAGUGACAAGCCACAGACCAAACUGCUCAUACUGCAUCAGGCCGUGGCCGUCAUACUGAGUCUGGAGCAGCAAGUCAGAGAGAGGAACCUGAACCCUAAGGCAGCGUGUCUGAAGAGACGUGAGGAGGAGAAAGGCUCUGGGCCGGACGGCGGAGCGACCCUCUCCCUGGCCGGGCCGCACCACGGCAUGGGAGAUGCCUCCAACCCAAUGGGACAAAUGUAAAAACCCCCUAAAUGGUCAGAAGAUAUUC